CAGAGAGUAAAAAUCACCUCUCUUUUUCCGCUUUAAAUCACCUCUUUAGCACUCAAAAGAGCUUUCAUGCGAAAAAUGCAGAGUUCAGUGGACACUGAAAAACCCAUUUCAAGUGGAUCCAAAUCCGGGUCAAACUCGGCCGACCUCUUGGUGGGUCAAAGGGUCCAUUUCGCCGGAGAUACCCGUCGGAUUGGAACAGUGAAGUACGUGGGAGGAGUAGAAGGCUAUGAGGGAAAGUGGGUCGGUGUUGAUUGGGAUAAUGGAGAUGGCAAGCACGAUGGAUCACAUAAUGGGGUUCGCUAUUUCGAAGCUCAAGGCCCAAAAACGGCGUCGUUUGUUCGACAUCACAAUCUUAGCUCCGGGAUACCACUCUUGAAGGCCCUUGAGAUUAGAUAUCAUGGAGAAUCCACUAAAGAAGAAGAAGAUGAGAUGUAUGUUCUUUCUGCGACAAACAAACGGGUAUCUAUUCAGCUGCUGGGUAAAGAUAAAAUUCAAAACAAGCUGAGUCGGUUUGAGGAGUUGACAAGUGCUUCACUUGCUUAUUUUGGGGUUAGCUCAGCUGGACCCCAAGGGCAUAUCAAUACCACUAUACCAAGAAAACGGACAUUUUUGGGACGGAACAAAGAUGAAAAGUCGAUGUUUGAUUGGGGUGAACGAAGUAAUAGAUGAUAGUAGUUGGGUUCUUUUUAUUUACAUGACGGUGAUUAGCCGGACCAGCUUGCGCUCACAUAUACUAAUCCAUCGAGGGCCUGCUACAACAUCCAAGCCUGCUACAAUGUACAAGCAUAGAUGUCGAGUAAACCUAUGCACCAAG
This is a messenger RNA of Nicotiana tabacum (common tobacco), 814 nucleotides long. NCBI's taxonomy places the organism in Eukaryota, Viridiplantae, Streptophyta, Magnoliopsida, Solanales, Solanaceae. The record is from RefSeq and is a predicted model, not a curated record.